Molecule: messenger RNA, 171 nt
Organism: Rhizopus microsporus ATCC 52813
Lineage: Eukaryota; Fungi; Mucoromycota; Mucoromycetes; Mucorales; Rhizopodaceae
Exons: 2
Biological process (GO): regulation of transcription by RNA polymerase II
Cellular component (GO): transcription regulator complex; PcG protein complex
Molecular function (GO): DNA-binding transcription factor activity, RNA polymerase II-specific; RNA polymerase II cis-regulatory region sequence-specific DNA binding
Source: RefSeq, a predicted model, not a curated record
AAGCAAUACCCGUGUGACAAGUGCUCUAAAGUAUUUAACCGUCCAAGUGCAUUAACCACUCAUUCUUAUACACAUACUGGUGAGAAACCUUUCCAGUGUCAAAGCAAAGGGUGUGGUCGUCGAUUCUCGGUGCUAUCAAAUCUUCGACGACAUUUGAAGGUUCAUCAAAAG